This is a messenger RNA of Lotus japonicus, 1319 nucleotides long. Its product is annotated as deSI-like protein At4g17486. The record is from RefSeq and is a predicted model, not a curated record. The coding region runs from base 372 to 1127 and encodes 251 amino acids. Gene Ontology annotation, molecular function: deubiquitinase activity. NCBI's taxonomy places the organism in Eukaryota, Viridiplantae, Streptophyta, Magnoliopsida, Fabales, Fabaceae. The transcript has 4 exons. Gene Ontology annotation, biological process: protein deubiquitination.
UAUUAUCAUCACUCUCUCUCUCUCAUCAUGUUCCCUCGCUCUUAGCUAGAUAUAAAUUCGUAGGAGAGAGAGAAAAAUCUUUCAAUUCAGAAGAGAAAAAUCGCAUUCGAGAGAAAAUUGAAGGGUUUUUCGGAAUCCCGAGGUCAAAUCUAGCUUCAAUUCUAGGGUGAGAAGAACAAUACCUGUUGUUGUUGUUGAUUCUUGAAUCGAAUUGAGGGGGAAAAGCAAAAGAAAGAAAGAGAGAGAGAGAGAGAGAGAUACCCAGAUAGCUAAUUAGGGUUUAGAGCGAAAAAGGUGAAGUGGGUUUGCUCAAAGUUGGGAUUUUGGGUUGUUGUUGUUGUGGUGGUGGUGGUGGUGAGUGAAAGAGAAAGAUGACGGAUGUGAUGCUGCAUAUAUACGAUGUGACGAAUAGCGGAUCUGAGAAAACCAACAGCACCAUUGUUCAGAUCAACAAGAUCUUCAAGGAUGGGAUUGGUCUUGGUGGCAUUUUUCACAGUGCUGUUCAGGUUUAUGGGGAGGAGGAAUGGUCUUUUGGAUAUUGUGAGCAAGGCACUGGAGUAUUUAGUUGCCCUUCUGGAAAAAAUCCAAUGUAUACAUAUCGUGAGUGCAUUAUUCUUGGGAAAACAAGCUUUUCCAUUUUCAAGGUAAAUCAAAUUUUAAGAGAACUUAGUAGAGAGUGGCCCGGAAGUUCGUAUGAUCUAUUGUCCAAAAACUGCAACCACUUCUGUGAUGAAUUCUGUGAGAGGCUUGGUGUACCAAAACUUCCAGGUUGGGUUAAUAGGUUUGCCAAUGCUGGUGAUACAGCUAUGGAAGUGGCUGGAAAUACUGCAUUACGGUUCCGGCAAGCCAAAACAGAGAUUGUAUCAGCAAGCAAAGUCGCAUACAGGUUCCUCGUAGGUGUUACUAAUAAUGUUAAAACUGGCCCAGAGUCCCCUAACAAUUCAAACAGAGGAGGAGGAUCCCCUAGAUUUCAAGCUUCUUGGUUGAAAAACAUUAUUACUAAUGGUGCUAAACCAUCUACUAGUUCAGAAGGUGAGAGUCAGAAUGGGGUUGUGCCACUACAACACACACGAGAAGAUGAUGACAACAAGGCUCUGCUGCGUAGUUCAUCUUCACAUGAUAGUUGAGUGAGUCUUGGUUGAAAGCAUAGUUCUUCUGUGUAUUGUAAUGUGUAAGUCAAAAAUCAGAAACAAUUUUUUUCAUAUUCAUUGUGUAGCAAAUGUAAAAUUUUCAGCUCUUGUUCAACACCAAUCUUAUUGGUGCCUCGUAAGACUUUAUCAUUUAAAGGUAACUGUGAUGUUUGCUCUUUCCUCUCUCAA